CGUUCAUCGAGGACGGCCUGUUUCCGAUCGACCCGAAACGAGUGCCGGCCUGCAUGAACGGUGAGCUUGAGCUUCCUCUGAUCAACGAGUUUUGCACGCCUUUCGCAGCCAAACAACGGCGUUUUUCUCCGGAAGAACGACGCAUGAUCAGGGCAGAGAUUCAGCAGUUGGUAGACCGAGGAGUGAUCCGUCAAUCCAUGUCUCCUUGGGCUGCCCAGUGCUUGUGCGUCAAGAAGAAGGAUGGUACGCUGCGACUGUGCAUCGACUGGCGUGAACUCAACAAACUCUUGGUCUCCGAUAGUGGGGGUUUGGGUGACAUGCAGACGAUAUUCGACGGGUUGAAGGGCAAGAAGUAUUUCACUCAGCUAGACCUCGCCUCCGGUUUUCACCAGAUGGAAAUUGCCGAGAAAGACCGUUACAAGACGGCCUUUCGAGAUGCGGAUGGAAUGCUUUGGGAAUUUACGCGCGCGGGUUUCGGCCUGACGGUGCUUCCGGCGGCCUUUACUCGUAGAGUGAAAUCGGCUCUGGGGCAUCUAGCAGGCGUGUUUAGCUGGCUUGACGACAUUCUCAUCGCUAGCGACUCAUGGGAAGAACAUCUCGCCACUCUGACGCUCGUUCUGAACCGCCUUCUGGCUGCGGGGCUGUCCGUAAACUUCGCAAAGUGCCCUUUCGGCGCAGCAUCGCAGGAAUUCCUCGGCAUGAUCAUCGACAGCACGGGUCUGUACCCCGCUCCGUCUAAGCUAGAUGCAAUCGCACGCAUGCCUCGCCCACACACCGUGGAAGAGCUGCGCACGUUUUUGGGUCUUACCGGUUACUUGCGUCAGUUUGUACCCAACUACAGUUUGACUGCCGCUCCGCUCACCAACAUCCUGCGCAACAAAGCCUUCGCUUCGAAACGUGCACGCAAGCUUCCUAUCCCGUGGUCCGUAGCUGAGGAAGACGCCUUCCAGUCUUUACGAGAAACGUUGGCUUCCCCGAAGGUCCUUGCUUUCCCUGACCUUGAGCGUCCGUUCGAACUGCACACGGAUGCUAGCACGCUGGGUGUAGGAGCUUCGCUAAUGCAGACAAUCGAUGGUGUCACCAGAGCGGUGGCGUUCGCGAACCACCGGUUUUUGCAAACCGAUGCUAGACGCGGGCUCACGGAACGAGAAUGCAUGGGGGUCCUCUGGGCGGUAGACCACUUUCGGCCGUACCUAGCGGGUAGACGGUUCAAACUGGUCACAGACUGUUCUGCCCUCACAUGGUUGUUCCGGAGCCGUGAACUCUGCCCCAAGCUGCACAGGUGGGCGCUGCGGCUGAUGGAGUACGACAUGGAACUGGAAUGGAAGGCGGGGGUAGAGCACGUAGUGCCCGAUGCUUUGUCCCGGUUGCCUGUGGCGAACCCGGUAGAGGUCGACGUCGACGAUUCGUUCCCGGAUGAUCUGUCGUGUGCUGCAGGCGCUGCGGUAGAGAUUUAAGGACCGGAGUUGAAGGGUGUAAGGCUGGCUUAGUUGGACCCUGUGCAGGUAGACCAGGUAGGCGAUGCUGACUCCCAACCCUCUCACCCCACUCCGGAGGGGGCCGACUUCCAUCUGUCCGCCCUUCGAGCGUUGCCUUUCGCUGCAUGUGCGGCUGUAGACCAUGAGCCUGAUGCCCCCCGCCGCAGCGGCCGGACCCGUACCCCUUCGGUACGAUUACGACCGAUCGGCGACGCGCAGCUGCCCCCGACAAGUGUGCUGGAGGCCCUCCCGGACAGAGAGGUAAUCGGCCCCUCCGCGGUGCAAGCCUCAACUCCAGCGCCGUCGCCAUCGACACUGCCGCCGUCCCCCGUUAGUCCUGGCCACGACGACAUCGGUGAGUUGCUGGCGGCACGGGGGGAGGUUACGACGUCGUCAUCGAGCCACGCGUUGCAUGGAGCAUCAGCCAUCGAUCUGACAGCACGAGUGCUCACAAGGCCGUCCGAGCUAGCGCAUCGGCAACGAGUCGACACCCAUCUGAGUCAGGUUCGCAAGGUUCUGAGCAAUGUAGCUGACUCUAGCCAGGGGGGAAGUGAGCGUGACAGGUAUAGCCUAGGCACGGAUGAUGUGAUUCGGUACAACGAUGGUAAGGGAAGAAAACUGCCUGCUAUUCCAGUUGCCAUGGUAGCCGACAUCAUCGCGUUGGUACACACGCUACAUGGUCAUGCAGGAGUAGGAGCAACGCUGUCCCUUCUGCGCGAUCAUUUCCACUGGCCCACGAUGACGAACGACACUCGACACUAUGUGUUGGCAUGCGCCUGUCGUAGACGCAAGAGGCCGCCCAGCAGACGAGUAGCCAUGAUGCCAGGUAGACCGCUUGAGCCGUGGGACGAGUUGCAAAUGGACAUCCUCAAGAUCGACACACCAUCGAAAACGGGCAACAACUACGUCUUGCUCGUGGUAGACCGCGCCUCCAAGUUUCCGUUCGGGCUCCCGCUCAAGACCAAACAAACUGUGGGCGUAGCCAGAGUGGUGGUAGAGCUGUGCCUAACUUACGGAGUUCCAAAGACGGUACGCUGCGACGGAGGCCCGGAGUUUGGUGCAGAGGUGGUGAAGCACUUGUGCAGAUGGCUGCGGGCAAGCAUCGUGUUUGGUGCGGCUGAUCACCCUCGAGGCCAAGGGGCGGUAGAGAGACUGGGGGGAUGGCUACAGGAGCUGUUGGCUGAGCUGUGUAGAUCCUGGCCUGACCGAUGGGAUGAGUACGUUUCGCCUGCAAUGUGGAUCAAACGCACCUUGCCAGACACCUCGCUCCCAUCUAACAUGACCCCCUUCGAGCUCCUGUUCGGCCGCAAGCCUCGUACCUCGCUGGAUUCGUUAGUCCCUCUUACUGACGAGAUGGAUCAGGAACGGGGACUCGACAACUUCGUGGAGAGGCGCAAGCAAAAUCUUCGUGAAGUACGACUCGCCCUCGAGAAACGGCAGGAGCUUCGAGUUGCUGCACGCGCGAAAGCCAACGCCUCUAUCGAGAGGUCGUCAGCUGGAGUGGGGGUCAUGAAGGACAGCCUGGUGCUCGUGCGCGAGUCCGAGAGUAGUCGACAUCGCGACCACAGGGGAAGGAAGCUGCAACACGAUCUCUACACAGGACCAUGGAAAGUGACGGGGAUAAUCCAGCCUGGUCUCAGUGUAGAAGUCAUUAUGCAUGGUAGAAAGAAGCGUAGUCGAAGGGUAUCUACGGCCGAUGUGAAACCGUUCCACCUCCGAGAACUU
Molecule: messenger RNA, 3203 nt
Organism: Ectocarpus sp. CCAP 1310/34
Lineage: Eukaryota; Phaeophyceae; Ectocarpales; Ectocarpaceae
Source: the annotation of a GenBank genome assembly